Anoplophora glabripennis (Asian longhorned beetle) is the source of this 708-nucleotide messenger RNA. RefSeq names its product tetratricopeptide repeat protein 12-like. The coding region runs from base 1 to 708 and encodes 235 amino acids. The transcript has 4 exons. Lineage: Eukaryota; Metazoa; Arthropoda; Insecta; Coleoptera; Cerambycidae. Gene Ontology annotation, molecular function: protein binding. The record is from RefSeq and is a predicted model, not a curated record.
AUGGGCAUGUUGGAUGAGGAAUUCAACAAUUUCAUGUUCAAAGUGAACGAGGUCAGCAGCAUCAUGCAAAAGUUGAACUCCACAGACAAAGAAGUUCAGAGGAUAGGUGACCUGGAGGCUCAAAGGUAUCUAGGAGAUAAUAGGGAAACGGUUUUGGAGAAAUUGGACGAACAAAAUGUCCAGUUGAAGAUAAAAAGUAACAGGACUUUGGUCAAUAAAAAUGCCUUGAAAAGUGAUGAUAAAGAUCAGGCUACCAUGUCUCAAGAGGCCUUCAUGGAGCAGAUCUCGAAAGAUGCUGAUAAAAGAUACAAAGAUAGACUUGUGAGGAAAGAGAAAAUGGAGACUUUCAAGAAACAAGCCACAUUGGCAUUUCGAAGGGGGGAAUAUGAAAAAGCCCUAAGUUUAUACAGCAAGGCAAUUGAACAAAUUAAAGACAGCUGCCUGCUCUACAACAACAGGGCCCUCACUCAUAUAAAUCUGAAGUUAUACGACAAAGCCAAAGAUGAUUUGGACUGGGCCUUGAGGCUAAACGAAGACUGUUUGAAAUCCUGGUUGUUGCUAGCCAAAGUAAAUUUUUUUAUUAAAGAUCAUCAAGAGUAUAAGAGAGCUAUAGGGGAAGCGUUAGCUAGAAAUCCAGAAAACAAAAAUUUUAUAAAAGAAUAUGUCGCAAAACUGGAAGAACAGUGCAAUGAUAGCAUAGAUCUAUGA